Molecule: messenger RNA, 946 nt
Organism: Guillardia theta CCMP2712
Lineage: Eukaryota; Cryptophyceae; Pyrenomonadales; Geminigeraceae
Exons: 14
Coding region: 5-946 (313 amino acids)
Biological process (GO): regulation of autophagy; positive regulation of TOR signaling; cellular response to starvation
Cellular component (GO): nucleus; Gtr1-Gtr2 GTPase complex; lysosome
Molecular function (GO): GTP binding; GTPase activity
Source: RefSeq, a predicted model, not a curated record
AGGCAUGCAGAACCAGUGGAAGAAGGUGCUCUUGAUGGGCAAGAGCAAUGCGGGGAAAACCUCGAUGAGGUCGAUUAUCUUUGCGAACUACAUUGCUAGAGAGACUACAAGAUUGGGAUACACUCAGGAUGUCGAACAUUCGCAUGUCCGUUUCCUUGGGAAUUUAGUUCUCAAUUUAUGGGAUUGUGGUGGGCAAGAAGCAUAUAUGGAAUCAUACUUUGAGUCACAGCGCGAUCAUAUUUUCCGAAAUGUUGCAGUCUUGAUUUAUGUAUUUGAUAUCGAAAGUCAGCAGAUGGCCAAAGAUAUGCAGUACUUCACGCUCUGCAUCGAUGCACUCAAAACAAACUCCGAGAAUCCGAAAGUGUUCUGUCUGGUCCACAAGAUGGAUCUUGUACCUGAGGAGACCCGCGACCAGGUGUUCGAGAAGCAGGAGGCCCUCAUCCGAGGGGUGGUGGGUUCUCUGGAUACCACAUGCUUUCAGACCUCCAUAUGGGACGAAACUCUUUAUCGGGCCUGGUCGCAGAUUGUCUACAGCUUGAUUCCGAACGUUGCUGCACUGGAAAAUCAUCUUGCUUCCUUCUGUCAGGGAUGUGGAGCAGAUGAAGUAGUUCUCUUCGAGCGAGCAACGUUCUUGGUAAUCUCUCAUUCCACUCAAAAGGCGUUUCGAGACGUCCACAGAUUUGAGAAGAUUUCGAACAUCAUUAAGCAGUUCAAAUUAUCUUGCUCGAAAUCGCAAGCACAAUUUAACAGGAUGCAGAUCAAAAACAGCAAAUUUACUGCCAUCAUCGAUGCGUUCACCCCGACCACCUGCAUCAUGGUAAUCUGUUCGGAUCCAGCAGCUCUACCGGCGAUGACGCUUGUGAACAUCAACAAUGCAAGAUCUUACUUUGAGAAGCAUAUUAGUAUGGAUAUAGGAGGGGAGGCGAGCAGCGGCAAAGCCGUCUGA